Saccharomycopsis crataegensis is the source of this 315-nucleotide messenger RNA. RefSeq lists its product as uncharacterized. The transcript has a single exon. Bases 1 to 315 code for a protein of 104 amino acids. Lineage: Eukaryota; Fungi; Ascomycota; Saccharomycetes; Ascoideales; Saccharomycopsidaceae. The record is from RefSeq and is a predicted model, not a curated record.
AUGUUUGCUAAAGCUAUUCUUCUAUCUUCGCUUUCUAUGCAGUCUUUUGCCUUGCCAAUUCUUCAAGAACGUGAUACUACCAAUGUCACUUUGCCAAAGGUGAAAAUAAUGGGUACUGGUAACACUAUUGCUUCCAAAGGCUCUAGCAGUACCACUACUGCUGGUUAUUCUGUCGGACUUACUGUGGAGGACUUAAUCGCCACUGUUCCUGAUAUCGAUACUAUUGCUAACUUGGAAUAUGUAAAGAUAUCCAAUGUGGGGUCCAACUCGUUAAACUAUACCCACUUGAUUCCAUUGCAUCACAACAUUUCUUAA